AUGGAAAAUCAAACCAUGUUUACUGAAUUUAUACUAUUGGGACUUUCAAGUAAUCCUGAAAUACAGAUGAUUCUUUUCUUUAUAUUUUUAAUUAUAUACACAAUAACAAUAUUAGGAAACAUUUUGAUCAUAUUGAUAAUCAGGAUUGAUCAUCAUCUCCAUACACCCAUGUUCUUCUUUCUCAGUCAUCUAGCCUUCAUUGACAUUUGCUACUCAACAGUCACUGUCCCAAAGAUGCUGACAAAUUAUAUAGCAAGCCAAAAAACAAUAAUAGGAUGCAUUGUGCAAAUCUUUUCCAUUAUUGAUUUUGCUUGUGUAGAUUUCUCACUGCUUUCAGUAAUGGCAUAUGAUCGCUAUGUUGCAAUAUGCAACCCAUUACAUUAUUCAACAAUUAUGAGAAAGCAAACAUGCAGACAGCUGGUGGGAGGAUCCUGGAUAAUGGGAUUCUUAGAUGCAUUGAUCAAUACUUUACCUUUGAAACAUUUGAGAUUUUGUUGGAUGCCUUCAAUCAAUCAUUACACUUGUGAACUUCCCGUGAUCUUGAGCUUGUCAUGUAGCCAGACUUUUAAUAAUUAUAUGUUGUUGAUUGCCACAAGCAUUAUUUUUGUUUUUACACCCUUGUUUCUUAUUGUUUUGUCUUAUAUUUAUAUUAUUUCUUCUAUUUUUCAUAUUAACUCAGCAAAAGGCAGGAGCAAAGCGUUUUCCACAUGCAGCUCCCAUCUCAUUGUGGUUUGCAUGUUUUUGUUUUCAGUUGUUUUCCGAUACCUGAAACCAAAUUUUAAAUCUCCCACAGAUCUGGAAAAAGUGAUCUCUAUCCAAUACACUGUAUUAACACCUAUGUUGAACCCAAUUAUAUACAGCCUCAAAAACAAAGAAAUUAAAGUAAUAAUUGGAAACGGUUUAAGAAACAUAGGCAUAAUUUCCAUUUAG
Messenger RNA from Thamnophis sirtalis, 930 nucleotides. NCBI's taxonomy places the organism in Eukaryota, Metazoa, Chordata, Lepidosauria, Squamata, Natricidae. The record is from RefSeq and is a predicted model, not a curated record.